Molecule: messenger RNA, 1652 nt
Organism: Mytilus trossulus (common blue mussel)
Lineage: Eukaryota; Metazoa; Mollusca; Bivalvia; Mytilida; Mytilidae
Product: neuropeptide F receptor-like
Exons: 2
Coding region: 412-1527 (371 amino acids)
Biological process (GO): G protein-coupled receptor signaling pathway
Cellular component (GO): plasma membrane; neuron projection
Molecular function (GO): neuropeptide binding; neuropeptide Y receptor activity
Source: RefSeq, a predicted model, not a curated record
UAUUCCAAAAAUCUGAUCAAUUCUUUUUUUUCAUCCAAUUUCAAUUUGAACUAUUAAUUGUGGACAUUUGACAGCUGUAAAUAUUGGAGGAUAUAGGGAUAUUGAUGGAACCUCCUACUACACAUCUGACUACCAAUCAUACAGAUCUCUAUAGAUGUUUAUACUAACGAUGCUACAAUGCAGUAACACCUGUAUACAUUGUUGUGUUCAGGAAUUAACUCUAUUGCAAAAGAUAAUGGUAUUGAGUAAGAAGAGCAUCGAAAGACUUACGGUUCACGAUUAUAGAUUUCUGACAAGACAUUUUUAAUUACAGUAUUAUUAAAAAACAUGUGCGGUUGCACCAGCUGAUACAUGGAGUUAUUAAAAAACAUAGAUUGCAAUUAAAAAACUUGUGUUAUUUGAAUUAUUCAGAUGGGACACUUCUGGACGUAUUAUGAAAUGGAAAAUCUAACGGAGGAAGAUUAUGCCGAUGAAAUGAUGAAAAUUAUGGACGAAUUCAAAAACAUUUCUAAUGAUGUAAAGGAUAAUAAUGUCUUAGAAGAAAAAGCGUGGAGGAUAUUUAUCAUUACUUUAUAUGCUGUGGUGAUUGUAGUUGGAUUUGUUAAAAAUCUUGUUGUGUUUACUGUUAUUGUAAAAAGUAAACAACUUCAUACUGUGACAAAUAUUUUUAUCGCAACGCUAGCAUUGUCGGACAUUAUGUUGUGUGUAUUCAAUCUACCAUUCCAGCUUCAUUAUCAAAUGACUUCCUAUUGGUCUUUUGGAAGAAUUUUGUGCCACACAAUUAUGCCGCUCUUUGCUGUUCCUAUUUUUGUCUCAACGGCAGCCAUGUUGAUGAUAGCUAUUGACAGGUACAUGUUAAUUGUGUAUCCCUUCAUGGACAGAAUGACAAACAAAACAGCAAUAAUUAUCGUAAUUUUAAUUGUUGUCCUGACUAUUUGUUUUGCAAUUCCUUCAAUUUUACAUAUGCAAUUGCACGAAGUUGAUAUACCUGAAAUUAACUAUCACAGUAGCCAGUGUAUAGAAAACUGGCCAUCAUCGAGUCGCACAGAACAAUUUUUAUACAGUACUGGUGUCUUCGUUGUACAAUUCGCCAUUCCAUUAAUAAUCAUAGCGAUUCUUUACUUUAGAAUUUUUCUUGUGUUGAAAAACAGACCAAAUAAAAGACAUGAUGUUAUGAGGAAUCAAAAGACAAACAAAAUAUUAGUAGCCAUUGUUUUAUUAUUCACAAUCUUUUGGUUACCAUGGAACUUGUUUGGAUUAAUUUUAAGUUUCAAAAGUACUUCAAUAUUAAAUUCAUCUUUUAAGCCUUAUAUAAAUGUGACAGAUUUACUGCUGAAAAUAAUAGCCAUGAGCACGGCCUGUGUGAAUCCGUAUUUAUACGGUUGGUUAAAUGACAAUUUCCGUAAAGGAUUGGAAAAUAUGUUCCAUGGACGAUGUAAAUUAAAACAAUUCCAAAGAUGCAGUAAUGGUGUAACAAUGCAUAAUCCCUCACGGACAAUAGAUGUGGGAUUAACGACAGCUUUGUGAAAUAUUAUAUGCUCUAAAAAAGUUAUCAAUGAGUUUAUCAAACAGAGACAUCUGUGAUUCAGAGGAUAUUUGCAAAUGGUUGUAAUUAUUACAUUUCUGGUACUCAAGUUAUUUUUUCAUUAAAU